Malaya genurostris is the source of this 13889-nucleotide messenger RNA. It is a transcript of the gene Tob, whose product is annotated as protein BTG1. Gene Ontology annotation, cellular component: cytoplasm; nucleus. The record is from RefSeq and is a predicted model, not a curated record. The transcript has a single exon. Bases 781 to 1572 code for a protein of 263 amino acids. NCBI's taxonomy places the organism in Eukaryota, Metazoa, Arthropoda, Insecta, Diptera, Culicidae. Gene Ontology annotation, biological process: negative regulation of mitotic cell cycle; negative regulation of cell population proliferation.
ACACUAGUCGCACCAUUUCUGAGACUCAUCGUCGAGGUUACCGUGCCGUACGCCACGGUUUCUACUUUUAUUCGAAGUUGAACCUCUGCGAAGUGAUGAGCCGAUGAAAGCGAGCGAACCGAGCGACCGUACGAAUAAUCGAGGGUAGUGAGCGAGAGACUGUGUUUUGCAACUGAUUGGUAGAGAGCAACCGUGCAGGGACAAGUGUGUGAAUACCCAGCCAAGCCAGCCAUCUUGAAAAAGUUGAAAUUCAAUUUUAGUUUGGCAAAUAUCCUUGUUUGUGCAAGAUUUUGUGAUUAUUUCUCGCUGGAAAACGAAACCAUUGUGAUUUGGGAAUAAGUUUAAGCCUACAUUUAAGUGGAAAGUUGUGCCGUAAUUUGAAAAAUUUUCUUGCCUCUCCUUGGUAUACUGUGCAAAAGCUCCGUGGUGGAAUAAAAGAAAAUUUUUGGAAGUGAUUCGAAGUGAAUGAUCUGUACAGUCAGCAAAGUGUAAUUUCAUCAAAAUUGAACAAUCUAACUCUGCUGACGAAGUGUGAAAAAAAAAUUUCCCUGGUGUAUGAAACGGCGAGUAAUUCGUAUCAACAUUUUUCCUGCACUGUGAAGUAGUUCGUUUUAAGUGCGAAGAAAAAGCAGCACAUAGAAAACGUAACGAGUGGUGAUUGCUGUUGAGUGGUAAUAUUUGGAACAGGCUCGUUCAAAGUUUAAUGUUGAAAAGUAUCGAAGGCUGCAAGGCGUACACGGUGGAUCGCAGAUUUGGUUUGUCCUACAGUAUCCUGAGAAAAUGAGAAUAGAAGUCAAUUCGGCUGCGGAUUUUUUGAUGAAUUUGCUUCGAGUCAAAAAAGCAAAUCAAUUGUCCGAAAGCCAACUACUGCAUUUUAAAGGAUCGCUAGAGCAAAUUCUGACGCGUCAUUUUCAACGUCACUGGUAUCCUGAUGUUCCUACGAAGGGCUCCGGGUUCCGUUGCCUGCGUAUUAACGGCAAGAUGGAUCCGAUCAUUGAACGGGCUGGUCAUGCUGUGGGUUUGAACUCGGUAGCACUUCGAAAAAUGCUCCCUCUGGAGCUGACGGUUUGGAUCGAUCCGGAGGAGGUAUCGUACCGUAUUGGCGAGAACGGUACCAUCUGCGUUCUGUACGACCAACACCUGAGCCGUGCCAGUCCUUCGUCGGAUCUUGAUUCGACGGGUAGCAGUAGCUGUGAUGAAUUCAUUAUGGAACGAGUCGGCCGACUGGAUCUGUCGACUGCGUCCGAUAGUGGUAAUAGUGUUUUGGUGGACUUCCUGGAGGCGGCUCCAUCGAAUUCGCUUGUAACGCAGAGCAAGCACAAGUACAACAACAAUCAUCAUAAUAAUCAUUACACGAAGCGUCAUAAUAACAGCGUGAGCUCUUCGUCUAGUGGACAUACUAGUCCACCUCUUAGUCCACCAUACAAUGGCUACAACAAUAAUUUCAACAACAAUAGAUAUCAGCAUAACAGCCAACAUAACAACUACUAUUCGCCAUCUGUACAUCAGCAGCAACCCUAUUUCCCAUGGGACAACCAGUUCGUUAACAACAAAGUGCGUACCCAAUGUUAGAUCCGAAAAGAUGCUGUUAGCCGUUAAACUCUUCGAAUGAAAAUAAAAGUUCUACCAUCUAUCACCACAAUCUUCAUAUCAAAAGUUGUGUAUCCGCGGACCCGAGACUGAUAGAUACUGGGAACUACACGUCGUCGGGGAGGGUGAAACAUCAUAAUCAACGGCAGCGACAUUCAACAAAAUACGACGAUGGAUGGCCAACGUAUGGACGAUCGAGGACAACUUCUGAAUACGGUUAGAACAUCAACCCACAAACUGGUCAUCAAUAGUUAUCGGCACACUUUGUGGCCGUUUAGACUAAGAGAUGAGCAUUUCGAGAUUGACACAUGUACUAUCUCUAGUUUUUUAAAACUAAUCGAAAGUGUUGCUAAAUAAUACUUACAAAAUAAUAAUUUGACUAAAAUUCUUUAAAAAACGACAGAAAUUUAUGAACUGAACACGGCAAAACGAAUAAUUGGAAAACUGAAACAGGAAUCUAUAUAUGUAAUCACAACAGAAAUGUAGCUUUAGAGCUGUAUAUUGUGGACGGAAUCGGUAAGGUCAUUUUUUCAUUGCCUCCGUCUGAGUUUGACUAUUUCGGGUGGGGGUUACGAACAAUGACUGAAAACGAACACAGUAAGGCGGAUGAAAGCUUUAAAGCAGGCUAAUUUUUUCUUUCGACAUGAUAUCAAUCGUAUAGUAAAUGAGGAGAAAACUGUAGUUGUAGAAACGGAAAUCGAUGUGUUGUGCUCUGUUUAGUGGAACAGAUAGGUGAGUGUGGACAAAACAACUUUUUCCCGAAAAAAAAAACAACUGUAGGGGUGAGAUAAACAUAGAUGGUUAGGGUUAGGAAAUAUCCACAUCUUGCUGAGUGUUGCAGCCCAGCACAAAAUGGUCGUGGUUGUUAGAAACUAACCGGGAGACGGGAGUACUGCGAAUGAAGUAAAGAACGAGUUGUGUUCGGAUGUAUAUAUGUACCGGCAUUUCAAAUCUAUUUAUUUUUUUUUCCGCUGAAGGUAACCUUUGUGAAGCGGCGAUUUAUUUGCUUUACUUUAUGGUAAGCGAGGUCACGUAGUUAUUUCCGGUUCUUAUACAACGGAAAUGGGAAUUACUUCCAGCAAUCCUUGGGUCACUGCUUGUGUACCCCCUAUGAACAAUUUCUGUUAUACCUUGAUCACCUGUUGUUCCUAUUCAUGUUUUCGUCGUCUUUUCUCGAAGGACGACUAAAUACUGAAGCAAAAAGAAAAUACAACCAAGAAAAACCGACCCGAACACCUUUCUUCACAUACAUUCAACGAUGUUCAAUGGUAGCAAAAGGGAGAAGAAAAAAGGUCAACCAUUGAAAGCGGAGAAACGAAGCAAAGGAUCAAAAGCCAUUAUUUCAAUAUCUGUAACGUGUUUCGAAAUUCAUCCCAUUCGGCUCGUAUAGGUAGGAUAUGGUCCAUCGGGUUCUUAGUGGUAUUUUACGGUAGAGAGUUGACGGUGAUAACGAUCGUAGCUUUAGGAAAACAACUUCAAACCGUCAGCCUACAGUCGUGGAACAAAGUUGCUCGUCAUCAACCUGAAAGAAACUCGUUUGUUUGUGCUAGUGGUAGUGGUAGCCGUUUGUACGUGAAUCAAUAUGAUGGUUUGUGUGUGUUAGCACUCACGGCCAUUGCGAGUUAUACGUGAUCAAAAUAGAGACGAAAACAUCAAUUUGUUUUUAUCCUUUUUCUUUUUCUUUGUGCGCUUUGAUAUGCGUUUUUUUUUCGUGUCCCUACUAUAUUCGAUUAAUUUAUUCAUUUCUGUUUCGUUUUUGAAUGUGUUUUACUAGUCUUAUUACUACUGGUGAAACAGAUUUUUUUCUAUGUUUUUUAUGGUUGAAGCUUAUCACCAGUAGCGUUUUCUUAAUCAAUAUCCCAAUCAAUAUUUGACUAUUUUCAUGUGUUUAAUGGAGCGUGUAAAUCGCAAAUGUAAUUGAUACCAGUUAGAUUGACUGAACAAGCGAACAGGACGGCAACCUGGCAAGCAACAAGAUACACAUUCAGCUAUCUUGUAGUCUGCUGAGUUGAUGGUUACCACUCACACUAACAAGCACAACACACGUUGAUUGCAAAUGGCUACCAUACAUAGUAGUCUCCGAACAACUCGCGGUGCGUGGAAUGAGAGAAAGGAAGUAUACCAACCGCAGGAAAAUUGCAAUCUUCUAUGAGUCAUCUGCGGAAUGAAGUGUGGCAGGCAAAAUCGCAGCCACAUAGUCCAAAAACCAAGCGUAACGAGGACAGAUUUCGAAACACAUUACCGGAUGGCUUGACAGUUCCUAAGAUACUUUUCCGUAGGAAAGAAAUUAAGAAAAUCAAUUAUCAAUAAAUCGCAAAGAACACAAAGACCCACCGUCCAACAAAAUAAAAAUCCUAUUAGGGAUGAAAAUUGCGAGUGAUGUACCUAUAUGCAAAAACAAGGAAGGUAUCCUUAUGUGGAACAAAUCUUAUACAUUAUAUGUAUACUCCACAGUUUUUUAAUCGUUGAUAAUCUCUAUUGACAAGAAUGGUUUAGGCUUUACUUCCUGUGACUUUUUUUUUGGGGAAAUCAGACCAGCUUUUGCACAUAUCAGAAAGUGUGCCCAUUAGAGUUUGUGAGUGUGAUUGUGGAACGAAUGAAUUGUAGAUGCGAGCAGUACAAAGUCAACUAUUAUCAAUUUUUAAUAACUUUACACAGUAGAAUGGGCGAAAUGCAUGUGAAUACAAACAUCCAAUCAACGAUCUCUCUUUGACGGCAGGAGAGUAAAUGAUAGCAAAAUACAACUAGGAAGAGGACAGAUGAGGACAGACAGCCACGACAUGAUGGCGGUAUUCAAAAGCACUACCGCCUUAGGUCGCAGGGUAGUGUGGGCAGACGGAUAGUGGAAUGAUUAAUUCGAAUGAUACACCGUUGAGCGUGAUUUCCUAGUUGCACCAGUAGCCGAUUGCGACCAACCGGGAUGUAAGUUCUAGCGAUUCUUCGGGCUGAUGAACAUUCUCCCUCGCGGAAACCUCACUUGCAUGUUAGUAGAAAGUUAGCAAAACUAUGCGAAAACUCGUUUAGUGUGUGGCGGCCCAUUUGGCGUCAUCGUGUUUUUCGGUUCAGGGCAAAUGAAAACAUGUCAGAACCAGUUUGUGGCUCCAUUUAUUUUUUGUUGUUGCUAGCUGGCUGACUGCGUACAUACUGUUGCCCGUACAGCCCUGCUAGCUAAUUUAGUUCCCUAGUGCUAGUGCCUGGCAACUGCUUUAAUUAAUGAGGAAAUGUUCGUAAAUCGUUUUCUAUCGUUCAUUGGAAAACGGUUACGGUGCACGGCACAGAAAACCGCAUUCGAUUGUUGGUUUCUUUCCUGUGGCAGCGUUGGUGGCUGUCUAGUAUCCGUCGCCAUAUUUGCAACGGAAAUGGUGCCAGAUGAACAAUCGGAGAUAAAGGUGAAAUCAAUGUACGAGCUGGUGGUCUGCUACUUGGAACUGAGAGAGACCAAAAAAAAAAAAAAGAAACUCGGAAAGUAGCGCCACACUUUGACGGUCGGUUGUUUCAAUAAACCGCCAUGAAUAAAAAAAAACAUUUGAAUCUUGCAACUUUCUGCUGAAAUGGGGGUGUUCCAGUGUCAGUAACAGUCGAACAAUAGCUUUUAACUUUGUUAUGCUAGCUGAUAGAAUGUAUGAAUUGAGAUGAGUGCUAUUCGUCUUUUUGCACAGCGAAACUUUCCGUUUGCCGCUUCAAUCAAGUUUUCGUCGGCUACUAGAUUGUUGUAGUUUAUAAAUUCGUUAUAUAUUAUGACAUUAGAUAAUUUUUUGAUUCAUUUACAUUGACAGUAGCUGAGUCAUAGUUUUUCAUGGCAUUUAGUUUUUCUUCACAAAUAAAAGCGCUCUAUCUAUACGAUUUUAACGAUUUCGGACGUUUCUAAUAUUUCUCGUUCCUUACAAAUUGUCAGAUAGAAGGUUGGUUGCGUACCAUCCGUAUUUACUUUUUCAUUUACAUUAUACUGCCCACUUCCUAUCAUGUGUACCGAUUACUGACAUGUUUCAGCCUAAAUGUCACCAUUCGAAAGACAACACGCCAUACGAAAAAAAAAAUGUGUAGCCCAUUUAAAGUGUACGUGUACGAAUCACGCCAGCGUAGACUGCGCCAGUCUUGCGUCAAUGAGUUGUUCAGAUAGUAUUUAUUUUCAGUUUAUGACGAGAAUGAAUGUUAUCAAGCUCCAAGGUGUUAGUGACGAUAAUCAUUCAAUUCGCAAUGAUUGUCGUAUAGCGUGAGAACUGGGAACUUCUCCCGUCUGUGUAUGUGUUUGUGAUCAAUGGCUGAUCGUUAUCAGUUUGCCUGACUUUUGCUUUCGAAAAGGCCGUGCCGUGGAACUCAGGCAAUGAAGGGAGAAGUUAAAAUUACAUUAAUUGUGAAGAGCCAUUUUGGUUCGCUUGCCAUCGCACUGUGGUGGUGAGACGGAACGAACGAAGCGAGAAGGUUGGUAAAGGUAAAAUUGCGUCUUCAGAACGCUACGGCCUGCGGGCUCUCGACAAGCUAACGCGCAAUAGAAUGGUGAAAAAAACAACUCACGCAAACGUAUCGAGGCUAUAGUCGGUCGUCUUUGCGCUGACAGCAGCGUAAUCAAACUCCAAAGUCGAGUCAAUGUCAGCGCAGCUCUGUGAAAGUAACACCAUGUUGUCUUUUGCUAAAUUUGCUCGGCCUGCUUCAAACAAAACAUUAACUUGUAUCAUAUUCUAAAAACUGUGAUGAUUUUUUAGAUUUUUUUUUGUUAUUUUUGUAAGAGUGAUAUGCUAAAAGUAGGCUUAUUUUUAAAUCAGUUUUUUGUAAAUAGCAAAUCUUCUGGAUCUAAGAAAAGAUAGAUUAUUUUAACAAAUUCAGCCGUCAAAAAUGUUUGAAUUUCAUAACUUCAGCCUGUUCUGCGCGAGUUCUUUUUCCCGUGAUUAUCUUUUUUUAUAAUUCUAUCUUUUCUUAGCGUUGUGUACAUUUUAACGAUACAAAACUAACUAAAUAUCUGACUUUGUACUGUCGAUCGAGUAAGCAUGAUUGAACGGGGACACACAGUUCGUUGAGUGCUGAAAGCAUGAUGAAUAGCGUGACAAUUGUUUCGUUGGUGAAUCAAAAGCUAGCUUUAAGUUUUUAUAGGUUUAUAUUAGGUAUGUAAAUGUUUUGCAAAACAAAAAAAAACUGAGAACAGUGGAAAGACAAAGAGUUAUAUAAAUAUACAUAACAAUCUCUACACACAAAACAAACACCGGGGAUAUGUUAUGAAACUCGUUAAUUUACUAACGACUGCCAUUUUAAGCAUAGUGGAAACUAUUUUGCUCGGCCUCACAGGUGGGCUACGACAGAGUUAUACAAACAAAUGUAAAACUACGACAGAGCGGAUUUUAACCAUUUUUUUACGUUUUUGUACAUAUAACAUUUUACGAUUGUAGUAUACGCAAUGUUCAAGUUAAAAAGCAUGCGCGUCUUCGCAGUUUACAAAAACAACACAACAAAUCAAACAUCAACCAUACGUCUGGCAGCACUUUUCGUGCUGUCAAACGUAAUGCCGUUAGCCGGCCCAUCUAUCGGAAAAUUUUCUGAACAAAACCCAGUAUUCCUGUAUCAUCUUUUUGUUCCAGAACGCAGGAAAGUCGUUUGACAAUAUAAGCUUCUCGGGUCAGUAUUGUUUGUCUUUUUGUUUUUAUCUAUUCCAAUCGACAAAUUUUGAGUCAAGAUUCAAUCGUAAAAAAAGAACGCACAUUAAAGCAGCUCGUCCCAACUAAAAUUUGUGACGCGAACUUGAAAGAAGUGAAACUUCUCACCUUCUCGGCAAGGAGGAAACCAUUUUAGAUUUUCGUAAUUUUAACGACUUUGGUUUGCGUUGUUCCUACUGCGUAUGAGCGUGUGCGUUUUCUGUCACACGCAGUGCCACAAGCUGCCACCCCUAGAUGAGAGUUGCUUUGAACAUUCAUGUGUCAUCGUCAGUGGAGGGUUGUGAUAUCGCGAACACGCAACCAGCAGUCAUUACGUAUCUAAUUAUUUUCAUAUUCGAAGAAGAAAAAAAAAAACCUAGUCAAUAGAUAUUUCAGUUGCCCUCUAGGGUAUGGACGAUCUCAGAUUAUGAGUGAACUUGUGCGAACCGUCGUGUGAUGAGGGUUUUAGAAAGUGGUGCGAAGAUCGCGGCAACGUCGCUUUGCUGCCGCAGUAAAGCUGGCUGUCGUUGAUUUAAAAAAAAAACUGAUCGCAUAGCAGUGCAAGAGGAUUGGCGAAAGUGGUGAACAUUUGACACAUCUUUCGUUUUUUUUUCGAACCCCUCUUUGCUGUGUUUCAACUUGUUGGGACAUGUUUCCCUGUGGCAACAGGCGUCCAGGUCUUUGUUUUGGGAACUCGAAAAUGCACGGAUUCGAUCCAUGCAAGAAAUCUGCGAAUUGCAGUUUUCGUGGAGGCUCUGCUUAUUCUAAUGUGCUUUAAGUUGAUUGUUUGAUUAAUAGACAUUUUCUAUUUUGACAAGAGAUGAAUACUAGCGAAAGCGAGUUGAUCUGUGAUUUUUUUUUUAUUUUGAAAUGAAAUGUGUUAGGGAUGCUUCACUGCAUCAUGAAAAUAAUCGGAGAGCUGAAUUUUCCGUAAUUACAUACGUUAGGGAAUUGUGUUUCUCUCUCAAACUGGACUGAAUUUAGCAAACCGAGGGGUGCAAACUAGGUGAUAGGGAAAGAUCCGAAGAAACGGUUUACUAGCAAAAGUACGGUAUGAAUAUUUUCCGGUACCUGGGCUAGAUGCGUGUGAAUGUGGUUUAGCUGCUAAAUUUCUGCAUAUUUAAACCGAGUGCAGAAAAAUCGGACAUUUUCAAUGUUGAACGUGAUAAAUGAAAGUCAUACUUAUUAGUUUAAGGUCUCUCUGUAAUCCAUACGGGCAGAACGAGUUGAUCCAGAUUUAUGUAUACAACUACAACUAGCUGUAGCGUAUCGAGUCAAUCGUGUUGAUUUAACAACGCCAACCACCACCAAUCACUGUUAGUAUAAAGUGUAAACAUGAAACAGCAACUAUGAAAAGUCUGAGAAAGUUUAGUUACGGUUGUCGUUAUUUUCAAAAUAGAUGAGCAAGUAGGAAAAGUUUGUUGUGAUUUAUGAAAUAAAGAAAAAAAAUGAUUGAUAGAAAAAAAAUGAUGAAUUAGGAAACGCUUAAAUGAAUAUAUAUGAAUGUGAUAAUAUAUUUUUUAUAUCUAUGGAAACAUCUUAAAACAAACAAUAGCAUUAGGAGCGUCUGUGCUGAACGAAAACUAAACCGAUUUAAAUUGUACAAUAACGUCAGCGAUAGUUGACAUGCAGAACGUAUGGUUCAAAACUAGAAAACCUGAAACUUAACAAGAGAAAUUACAUUGAAAAUUUAUACCAUUAGCUUUACACCAUUUCGACAAAUUUUGUUAAAUGAGCGCAUUACGAAUUGUAAUCGUCCAUCGUCGGGCACAGGUGACAAGUGACAACAUAUAUCUAUUGUACUAUCUAGACAACACUAUCUAUAAAAUAAUACUAUCACAUUCAUUGAUAUUUUACCAGUAAUCAUUUUUUUUUGAGUAAAAGGUAAAACCAAAGCAAAGCAAGAAAUGGUAUCACAGUUUAGGCGCGGAAUGUUUCAUUUGUUUUUACCACCAACCGCCAUUUCCGCCAUCGGCAAAAAAGCAUACAAGAUUGCAAACUACAUUUAACGCGAAUCGAAGCUAAGCCAUUGUAAUUUCUUGCCCGGCCUGCCUGCCUGCCUGCCUCUUCUGGAUCAUAAUGCUGCAAUCGUGACGCUCCUAAGACCAAAGUCGUGAUUUCGCAUAGGACAAAAUCAAUUUACGAUGGAGGCAGUCUGUCGGAUGAUAUGGAUUGUUGUUACGGGAACAAUGGCUUUUGUGGCGAUGUGUUUUGCUCAGAUUUUCUUUUUCGAUAUCAUUGCAACCCUUUUCUUUCAAUUUGGAGGCGGCUUUCACUUCCACUCCAUUGCAAUAGUGGUCUCUCGGCGGAUAAUGCCUCCCUUUUUUUUGCAUUGCAGUGCUCUCAAAUGUUUUGUCGUCGUCGUUGUAGAUUUUGAAUACCCAGUCGUGUAUGUCUAAUGUCAUCAUUAUUAGAAACGAUUUUGCGAAAAAUAAAGCAGCAUGAUGACACCGUUGAGAGCAUUGCAGACUGCUUCCCACUAGAUUUCUGUACCUCUUGGUAACUUUAGAGCUGUCAAACUAGCGUUAGCGUUUCAUUCUCUCCCUAUCCCUUGUAUAAUUUCCGCUGAAAGGUGACUUUAAAUUAACCGUGUUAACCUUCUUUGUUACCCAAUUUCACGUGUUUGGUUGUUAGUGCGUAUGUGCUAGUCAUGCUAGGAUUAUAUUGAAUUGAAGUUGCGCGAUCAUAGUUCCUAAAUACGUUUUGCGAGACCAGCCAAGAUUUCUGAAAUAACCAUGUGAUACUGUGUGGUAAAAACAAACGAAAUGUGGUAAAAACAAACAAAAUCGACUGCCCGGAAAGAUUUACAUUCGUCAGUAGCAAACGGUAUUGCUGUUUCUUUUUUCGUUAAUCCAUAAUAGCGAAAAAGUCUAUUCACAAUCCAGAACAACCUGAGAAACAUGAAGCGAGAGCUGUCUACAAUGCAGAAGUGUGAGGUCUAAAAAUAUUGUUUUAAAUAUUUUUUUUAUCGAAAUGUUUCCAGAAAAACAAAAAAACUAUAUCUAGUACCAAAAGCGCGUUUAGAGAAAGGGAGUAUAAGCUUUUAUAAUAUUUACAAACCACUUAGUACAUCAUGCGUAAGAGCGAAGAAAACUUAGUAAUCAAAAUGAGAACUAUUUGAAGAACCGAUGCAGGAAACUGAUUGACCACCUAGAUUGAGUGUAUUGAGAUGGUAAAAAGUGUAGCGAAACAUAAGACUAAGCAAACGUACAAAUUACUUAGUAACUCGUUUUUAUAUAGAACAACAUAUAUAAGCAAAGAGGUACCCACAACAAAACAAAAAAUAACAUGGAAAAAUAUUAUGAAAGUUUAAGCAAACAUCUAAUGCUACCCUGAAGACAAAAAAAAAAGAAAAGAAAACUGAUGAAGAUGAUUCAUAGUAUUGUUUCACGUCGUUCAGUUCAGUUUUAUUGUUGCCCCUUAUGCUUGAAAGGUUUUGACAUUUCGGGCGAAGCUAUGCUUUAUAUUGGAGAAUUGUGUCUUGCGCGUUAGUUCCAGUGCUAUUUUCGAACUCACACGCGGUUCAGUUCCCAUUUGUAAAGUUUCGAUUAGUGUUCGAUAUAGCUAGCAAGAGAUCGAAAAAAUAAACUGCGCUGCCAGUAAGAUUGUGCAAAAACAACGCCGCAAGCAUUGAGAAUAUAUUUUCAGUGCUUGUUUACUUGUUGAGAAUGUGGAAAAGUCACGAAAAAACCGGAGAGCGUGAAGAAAAGGGACGUGAAAACAAAAAAAAAACUGGAAUGGUAACUUUUUCGGCCAGUUUUAUUUUACAUUCUCUUCUGCUGGAGUUGUUUUACAUUAUUUUAUUUUGUUGUUGAUGGCGCAUACAAAGAAGUCUUGCUAGCGGCGGGAGUAAACGAAUGGGCAUAGCUCGCGAGGAAGGAGGUCAGGUCAGACCAGGUAGAGCCUCUUAGUGGGGACCUAGGCAUAAUGGCGACGGAGCAUAAACAACUGUAACGGAAUUAAGCUAGAAGACAACAAACAGCAACAGCAGCAGGUCGACGUGAAAGGCCUAGAAUUGUAAAUUGCUGAACACUCCUUGGUAGUAGAACUUUAUGUAGAUGUGUUUUGGAUUAGGAAUACUCUUUUUAAACGUACGCGUGGCGUUCGAUCGAAGCCGAAGGCUAGGAAGCAGCAUUUGUUUUUUCUCUAUUUACUAGAAAAGUCUUCAGAUUUUGUCACGGUGAGAAGCAUAAAUAACAGAAGAGCACAUUUAGUUGUCAUGUCAGGAAAGUUGCUGACAUACGAAACGGACUCUGGAUGUACAAAUUUUAUUGCUAUUUUAAUGAAGUACAGAAUCGAACCUUAGAAAUGGAAUCAUGAUUCUCAUCAAAAUUAAGAAACAACAACAAAAAAACACUGACAAGAGAAACUGAAUACUAAUUAAGUGAAACUACGAUAAACUGUGAUCUAGUGGGGAAGGACACGUAUAUUUAUACUGCAAUUGAACGAUAAACCAACACGGAAAAGAGUAAAUCAUUGCUAUUGGUUUUUAAAUUAUUUUACUAAGCAACAACAAAUGAAAUGCAGACAAGAAACAGCUAAACACAACAUUUACAAACUGUGAACACGUAGCUUUUAAGAAAGAUGCAAGAAACACAUGUAAAUAUAAUAAAUUUCGAAAAAUGUUAUAUAUGUAUAGAAAGGUAAAAAAACAAACUCAUAUACAAUCCCGUCGUCACACCGUGGAAGGGCUCGAUUUUGACCUGUGCAAACAUAUCUUAUCUUUUUCAGUGUGCGAGCGUGCUUGCGAAUAUUAUACUUAUCGCGUGUGAGUAGUUUGUAGCUGUCCCCAGUUUGUCCACGUUUUCGCUGGAUUGAGGGACAAGACUCCAUCUAUAGAAUAACCUUUCAUCCUGCUUCGUUUACUAGUUUAUGAUGGCCAGCCAAUUGAAACCGUUUGCGCAGCUCAAAGUGGCACAGUCCUUCUCGGCGCGGUGCGAACAAGAACAACCGAGACGGACAGAUGAUGAAUAAUAAACAAAAAAAAAACAACAAUAAAGAAAAAAUGCAGUAUUUUUUUUUGUAAUGAAAACAAGCAAAGUGAAAAAGAACUGAAAAUUGUACAAAAAAGAGGAAAAUUUUUAUAAUAAAAACCACACGAGAAAAAAGAAAAACAAAGUUAUAAAAAAGUUGUUGAAGCAUUUAUAUACGUAAUGUAAAUUUAUAGCAACUAUAGUUUUUUUUCUAUAAUUUAAAACUACAAGUUCAGAUGAAAUGACCAUCGCUGAAGCAGCUGCGAGAUGUGCAUGUAAUAUAGAUGCAAUAAAAAGGAAAACUGCAUGAGAAAACAAAAACGAAAGAAUCGAAAUACUGUGUAUAUGUAUAAUGUAUUUUUUGUGGAUGAGGGGCUCGUGUAGAUUGAUUCGUUGAUUCUUAUUUAUUUUCCUAAUUUCGAGCAAACCCAAAUUUGCUAUAUGGAAACAAUAAUCGUAAUGCAAAUGACUCUUCAUGGCAACGGAUAAGUAGCGGAAUGAAGAAGGCAACAAGUUGAACAUGGUUUCGCCGCCGUGUUGCUGGUGUUUGCUCGCCCGUUAAUGCAUACCAACAAUCCGUACUCGAUUCGCACUUUGUAUAUUGUUUUGCACAUAAAAAUUCACCGCAAGAGCGCUUGUUUUGUGCAAGCAAUUGGAGCGAAGAACAGGCCAUUGCAUUGGCGGAGGGAGGAAACACCGAUGGAAGAUAUAACAAUGGUAAAUUGUAUACAUAUAUGUAUUCGCAGGGAAAAGAAAAAGAAGAAUAAACCAUCCGAUUGUAGUUGGACGCCUAAUGAUGUAUUCAACUUUGUUCAUAGAAACAUAAAAUUUUUAUAAAUUCAGCAAAAUAAAAACAAAGCUACUGCUUAAGAGUAUUUGAUAUCCGAUACCCCAUUGUUUAGAUGUGAUCCACUAUACUAUCCAGAAAGUAAACAUAAAUUGAAGUCUUUUGAACCGAUCAAAAUCAAAUCUGUAUAGUCUCACACGGUACACAAACACACAUGCACUUUUGCAUAUUUAAUUGAUAAAAACAGUUACGGAUCAGAGAAUAACAGUAAAACUGAAAUCAAUCCAAAUUUAAAUGUUUCCGCGUUUAGAAGGACCUCUAGUGUACAUUACAAAACAUAUAUUCCGAUUGCAUUUCAAUAUUAACUGAUUAACUAUUUCAAAUAGAUAAAAAUCCUGACGCAGUAAAAUCCCGAAUCAAACAAGUGAAUUGUAAAUACACGAACACACACACAAAAAAGCAUUAUGAAACUACAACAACAAAAAUGCCAUUUCAGUAGAAAAACAGUUGAAUUCUAGAAAACUUGUCUUCUUUCUUUCCGUAGUAUUACCAACCGCUAGAAACUUUUCGGUGGAGUCGUGCGCGAAAUCAGUGUUUUACUGAACAAAACAUAGAAAUGAUUUUCAAAAUUUCAAAAUGUAUCGUUUUUAUCUCUUCCAGUUUUCCUUUGACCCGAAUUCGUAUCCAUAGAGAACCAAUAGAGAAAAUUUGCGUUAAAUCAAAUACUUAUUUUUCUUUUCGAAUCUCUUCGCGUCACAAACGAGAAAGCUGCUAAAUAGGGCAAACGUGUUACAACCAUUAACACGGCACACUCGUUGCGUAGGUUUACAUCGUUCGAGUGGAAAUAGCCGAAAAGGUUCACUUUUCAUCAACACUCGUUCGCAGAUACUGUCGAUUAACAAUUUUUUUUAACAA